AUGAGCUCUGUGGGAUUUUCUGUGUGGAUGAAGAGGGAAGAAUGCUUUGUAUUGUUUAGAUGUUUGGCAAGAGUAGGUGUUAUCGACAUGGCUGGUGUAGGUAACCUGUUCAGUGCUGCUAAGAAGGAUCAGGCGUUGGUCGGUCUGUUCAACGACUCCGCUGCCGGUCCUGUUAAGAGAACCAUUACCCAGAGAACCACCAUCAAGGUGGCUCCAAAGAAGCAGGAUGAUACGACGGUUGACGGCGGUGAAUCCAGAAAAGAGGGGGACGAGGAGCAGGAGGACGAGGACGCCGAGGCGCCAACGCCAUUGAAGAAGCAGAAGAAGAAGCGUGGUGGUGACGACGAUGAGAAUGCGGAUCUCGAAGCCAGAUAUCUAGAAAAGAUUCUUGACAAGGAUGAGCCUGCAGAGGAGGAGGCCACUAAGGAGGACUCUGGUGAUUCCGACUCUGACUCUGACUCUGAAACUGAGGCCGCUGAAGCAAAGGUCAAGGUUUCGUCUGCAAAGACGCUUGAUUUGAAGCAAGAAGAGGUGGAGAAGGCUGAGCGUACGGUGUUUGUAGGUAACCUCAACGUCACCACAAUCACCAAGAAAGCCGACUACAAGGCGUUCAAGAAACUGUUCGUCCAGCAUGGCCCAGUUGAAUCCAUCAGAUUCAGAUCAAUUGCAUUCAGUGAACCACUUCCGAGAAAGGCUGCGUUUGUCAAGCAGAGCUUGAACUCGACUCGUGAUUCCGUGAACGCAUACGUUGUCUUCAAGGACAAGGCAAGCGCAAGAAAGGCAUUGGACCUGAACGGUUCGCAGCUGCUGGGGUUGCAUUUGAGAGUCGACUCUGUAUCUCAUCCGGCUAAGGUGGACAACAAGAGAUGUAUCUUUGUUGGUAACUUGGACUUUGAAGAGACCGAGGAGGAACUCUGGAAGAUCUUUGGUGAGUGUGGUGAUAUUGAGUCCGUUAGAAUCGUACGUGACUCCAAGACAAACUUUGGCAAAGGCUUCGGUUAUGUCCAAUUCAAGGACUCCGUCACCGUGGACAGGGCUCUGCUGUUAAACGGCAAGAAGCUCGGCUCGAAGAAACGUCAACUGAGAAUAACGAGAUCUAAGAGAAUGAGACCACAACAGUCAUUGCACAAGUCCCUCAACGCAGCAAAGAACCUCACGGACGAUCAAAAGACCCGCUUAGGAAGGGCCAAGAGGGUCCUCGGUAAAGCUGAUAGAUCCCAGGCCGGUAAGGUCAUCGAGGGCACCAGGGCUAAGAAAGGUGACCGUGUUACCGGUAUAAAGAACGGUAAAGGAAGGGUCAAAAAACCAAGACACACCAAAAGAUCUACAGAGUUCAAGAAGAUGAGAGAUGCAAACGAGACGACUUCUAUGUACAUUGAACCUCUGAAGCUUGUUGUGUUAGCAUCCUUGGUGUCGCCUUCAUUCGAGCUGUUCGUACCGACUGAUCAUUGGCAGUUAGUCCCUGAGGGUGAAGCUUUACCUAGAGGCCUUGACAUAAGGAUGGAUCUUCAGACUGGUGAUAAGUGGGCCAAGCUGUCGGAUGACACGAGCGCUCAGAACCAGGAUAUCGUUGCCGUUCCAAUCAACGAGAAGAGGCCCUUGGCCAAAGUCACCAUUGGCAAAGACACAGCUGAGGAGGGCGAAGCUGCGGAGAACGAAGCUGUGGAGAACGAAGCUGAUGACGAAGACCAAGGCCACAUCGACAAGAUGAAGAGGGCACUGGAAGUGUCCACUGGCCAUCUGGAGCUGGAUGAAACAUUACAGUACGUUUUAAGUGGGAAGAGGGCUGAGCUAGUCCAACAUUUGGAGACCUUGGUGGACCAGUCCCAUGGGCUGAAGGAGGGAAUAUCAAUAGUUGAAAGAGCCUUUGAUGAGCUCCUCAAGUUGACACGCGACGAGAAUGUGACUGUACGGGACUUGUCGCUGAGAGUCAUUGCACAGUGUCUCAGACACAACAAGGAGGCCGUCGAGAAGGUCAAUGUUGUAGAAGUGCUUCCGGUGUUGUUCGAGGACUUGGAAAAUUCUAAUAACUUCAUCCAGAAGAGAAUCCUCGGUGUGAUAUCAGCCCUGGUUGUUGAAGAUGAAGCCAAUGCUAAGAUAUUUGACAAUGCUGGGUACUUCACAAAAUUACUGGCCCAGUUGCCUCAUCUACAAGAGGAUGCACAGCUAAGGGUGCUAAACAUAUUUGAGGAUGUGACGGACCAUCGUUACGAUGAGGCCCUAUUCAAGACCUUGGAGGAUAUGUUGAUUACCAAGAGUUUCAACCAAUAUGCUCUGGAGUCACUGUUCGAUGCGGCCUGUUCUUUAAAACGUGGCAAUAAUGCCCUUAAGGCAUCAUCAGAGUUUAUCAAUUGGAUCCUGGAACAGGUGGAUAAGAGACAAAAGUCAGAUCCAUUCAGAACCAAACUGCUGGAGGCCAGACACGAGGUCUUUGGUAACCGGCUGGCAUUGAGGAAGGCCUUUGAUGAACUGUGAGUAUAUCUAGAGACGGCUUCGUCAAAAUGCGUGCUUCUUGUUUGAUCCAAGAGUUAGUAUGCCAAUUCAUUCAUCCCUGGAACAGUGUAACACCACUUGUACUUGUAUUCACUGGAUGGACUACGCUAGAUCCACCUUAAUUGGAGGCUUAUAUUUACAUCAUGAGCUGUCUUCCGUUCAGAUGCCCUUUCUGGAAAUGUUCCCGACUGCAUCACCAAACUAUGGCGUCUCAAACGUAAUGGAACUGAUUUAAAGGGGAAAGACUGAGGAAAGCGGAUCAUAAAAGUAGAAAUGAAUCCUAUCACUACACGUAG
This is a messenger RNA of Williopsis jadinii, 2789 nucleotides long. RefSeq names its product rRNA-processing protein NOP12 (gene NOP12). Gene Ontology annotation, cellular component: endoplasmic reticulum. The coding region runs from base 1 to 2475 and encodes 824 amino acids. The record is from RefSeq and is a predicted model, not a curated record. Gene Ontology annotation, molecular function: adenyl-nucleotide exchange factor activity; RNA binding. NCBI's taxonomy places the organism in Eukaryota, Fungi, Ascomycota, Saccharomycetes, Phaffomycetales, Wickerhamomycetaceae. The transcript is spliced from 2 exons.